Molecule: messenger RNA, 1767 nt
Organism: Ochlerotatus camptorhynchus
Lineage: Eukaryota; Metazoa; Arthropoda; Insecta; Diptera; Culicidae
Exons: 2
Coding region: 1-1767 (588 amino acids)
Source: RefSeq, a predicted model, not a curated record
AUGAAGGACAACUAUUCGAUUGAGGAGCACUACUGUGAAUCACUCUUCAAGUCCACGACGACCCGCACCGCUGAGGGUCGUUACAUGGUUCGACUGCCACGAAAACCUGAAUUCGAAGCCAUGAUGGGAGAGUCCCAGAUCAACGCCUAUCGUCGAUACGAAAUGCUGGAGCGGAGAUUUGAGAGGAGCCCAACACUCAAGGAGGAUUACCACAAAUUCUUGAAGGAGUACCUGUCCCUCGGCCAUAUGCGGUUGGUCGAGUCCGACAACGAAGGCAAUUCUACAGUAUACUAUUUGCCCCACCAUUCCGUGUUGAAGGAGUCGAGCACAACAACGAAGCUCCGAGUAGUGUUCGACGGCUCGGCUAAAACCUCGACUGGCCACUCGCUCAAUGAGGCGCUCUGUCUAGCUAUAGAUGAAGGCGAUGCAUUUCCUCUCGCCGGACCAGCGUUACGAAAAAGCUUCUACGUAGAUGAUUUCAUCCGUGGUGCCAAUUCCAUAAAAGAAGCGAUCAGUCUCCGUGAGCAAUUAGAAGAUUUGAUGCAACGGGGUGGAUUCGACUUGCGUAAGUGGACGUCCAGUCGUUUCGAAGUUCUGCAGGGAUUGGACAAAGAGCACAUCGGCACCCAGUCAACGCUUUGCUUUACCCCCAACGAGUCCAUUAAGGCACUAGGAAUCGUCUGGGAGCCCGAAAAUGAUGCCUUUCGAUUUGAUUCAGCGAUCCAGCCACGUGACGCUCCACCUACGAAAAGAUCGAUACUAUCGGAUAUCGCCAAGCUGUUUGACCCUCUAGGACUGAUAGUUCCUGUAGUCGUACGUGCAAAAAUCCUUAUGCAGGAGUUGUGGUUGCUUUCUUCGGAUUGGGACGAACCAGUUCCCGAUUCCAUUCGCAUCAGAUGGGAGAGUAUUUGCAAUGAGUAUCCCCUCAUCUCAUCCUUCCGAGCUGAACGCUACGCUUUUCUUCCAAAAUCCCGAGUAGAGCUUCACACCUUCGCGGAUGCAUCGGAAUCGGCGUCGGAAUCGGAAUCGGAAUCGGAAUCGGCGUCGAAAUCCGUAGUAUCACCUCUCAAGCGUCUAACCAUCCCUCGCCUGGAGUUGUGCGUCUCUGUCCUUGCAGCGCUCUUAUAUCACCUUAUCAGACAAGCCAUCGACAUUCCCAUUUCUGCAGCGUUCUUCUGGUUCGUUUCUGCUGUCACGCUGCAGUGGCUUCGCUCUCCACCCAACGUUUGGAAAACUAUUGUCGCCAACCGUGUGUCUGAGGUGCAGCAUUUCACGCAUGGAUGCCAGUGGAACCAUAUUUCCGGGGUGGAGAAUCCUGCUGACCUAGUGUCCCGAGGUCUUUCCGUUGGAGAAUUUCUGCGCAGCGAUUUGUGGAAGCGUGGGCCAUCAUGGUUAUCCGAACAGUCGAGUUCCUGGCCAAUAUCAAGACCACCAAACGUUCCUGAAGAAGCACUUGAGGCAAAGCAACUCGUCGCAAUCGUUCAUACAACCCCAGAGCCCAGUCCGUUAUUCGUCCGCUGGAGUACCUACCGUCGCUUGCUGGACGUGACUGCCUACUGUUUGCGCUUCAUCGACAAUGCACGUAUCAAUGCCAGAACCCAACAUAUUCCCACCACUGAGCCAAGCCAAGAAGCAAACACCGUCGAGCAUCUAGCACGAGCCAAAUCGUUGCUAAUCGGCCUUGCCCAGAGAGAUGCGUUUCGGGAUGAAAUCAAAGCCAUUAAAGACAGGAAUGUUUUACCCAAACCUCAUGCAUUCGCCGAAUGA